This is a messenger RNA of Zasmidium cellare ATCC 36951, 1416 nucleotides long. RefSeq lists its product as uncharacterized. The transcript is spliced from 6 exons. Gene Ontology annotation, molecular function: peroxidase activity. NCBI's taxonomy places the organism in Eukaryota, Fungi, Ascomycota, Dothideomycetes, Mycosphaerellales, Mycosphaerellaceae. Bases 1 to 1416 code for a protein of 471 amino acids. The record is from RefSeq and is a predicted model, not a curated record.
AUGAAGACUUCCUCGUUGGUCACUACAGGCAUCCUGGUGAUAGCGAGUGCCGAUGCCUUCGCCCACUACGCCAAUGCUUUGAAACGGUCCGGCAAGCUUAGCAGCGAGGAUGCGGCGAAACUCGAUGCUAUCGAGCGCGAUCCAAGAGCCGCAGAAGAUAUCAUCCUGGAGGAGCAAGGGCGUAGCGAGCAAUAUCCCAGGCGCGAUCCAAAUGCGGCAACGUCAUCUUCCGGAUCGUUGUUGGAUCUUCUUCCUCUAGGAGGCGGUCUUUUAAAUGGCAUUCUUCAGCCUCUGAGCGGUGCUUUGGAGGCCAUAGAUAUUCCGACACCGCAGCCCUUUGGCUUGAAAAAGAUUCCAGGCGACGAGCCCAACCAUCAAUUCCAGAAGCCAGGACCGACAGACGUUCGGGGCAUGUGUCCUACACUGAAUGCAUUAGCGAACCACGGUUAUAUCAGUCGAGACGGAAUCUCCAGCUUCGCAGAAGUCGCCAACGCCUGUCAGACGGGGUUCGGACUGGGCUACGACGUAUCUGUCCUUCUGUCGGCAUUUGCUCUGGCUGCUGGCGGUGAUCUGAUCUCGGGCAAAUACUCCAUCGGUGGCCAAGACGACCGUGUACCCAAUACUCUCGGCCUAGCUCCAGGCCUUGACAGUCACGGCGUGUUCGAAAUUGAUACUAGCAUCACACGCCAAGACACUCACUGGGGUAAUAACGCUAACUUCAUCAAUGAUCGCUGGCUGCAAUACGUCGCUCUCGCAGACAAGCAUGGCGGCCAAUUCAACUUCGAUGCCAAUGUCGAAGACGCCUCGAACCGAUACGACACUUCGCGAAAAUACAACCCAUCAUUCCUCGCAGGGUUCUUGUGGUUCUUCGUCACGCAUGUAGAGAGAGUUUUCGUGUUUAGCCUUCUUCCAAACGGCACGAACGAAGGUGUAGCCGACUACGCCAACGUCGCCCCCUUCUUCCUCAACGAGACCUUUCCACCGAACUGGUACAGGAGAGCAACGCCUUGGAACGCAGUCCAGAACUUCGGAACAGCGGCCGAGAUGUUUCUCGCUGCUCCUCGAGAAUUAGGCGCGAAUGUUGGAACCGGGAACUUCAUACCUUUGGGUGCCAACCUCACGGCUCAAACUCCAGAGGACAUUACGUGCUUCAUCACGAUGAACUUGCUCGAUCUAAUCCCGGCACAACUACAGCAACCUGCUUUGUUGGGCAAUCAAGACCUCUUCCAGGCGUUCUGGAAGGGUGUAGUCUGGCCAUUCUUCGUCAAUGAUGGGCAUUACAACUGUCCGAUCCAAGAGUUCACUGGCCCUAGUCAAUCUGCUGGCGUCAAAGGCAACGUGUACAGUGCAUCAGGCUCGCCCGUCAAUGGAAAAUACGAUGGCCUGGGCUAUAUUGCGCCAGAUGGCUUGUCGUAA